CGUAGUACUACGUGGUGACAUGAUUGAAGCCUGUCGGCGGUGUCGACCAGCCUCGAAAAUGGAUUCGCAUGAGGGCUUCUGGUAGAUACAUGGACAAAGGGGUAGAUACGUCAACGGUAAAUGGCUGAUCAUGCCAAACGAAGACGAGGCGUGGGAAUUUCGAAACCGCGGAAAUACCUGUCGGUGACUGGCUUCAGUCAACCUACUUACCUGUUCUUCAGAUCGUCGAUGACCCGGCGUUAUCUUCGAUAUAUCUUACCAACGCGGACGCGUCAUGCCAACUUCAGACAGUUUUUAACAACUUCCGCAGAAAAUAAAAAGAGAAGGAAAAAAUAGCAAAAAAAGAAAGCAACCUUCAGAUCGUCCAUCUCGGAUUAUGUGCCACAGCGUGUGCGUACAAAAUACGAGACAGUGUUCUGAACUAGUUCAGGAUUGACCCUGAAAGAAAUGUAACAUCCAAAUCAGACGGUCGCACGAUGCAGGAGGACUUUUUCCCGGCGGCUGAAAAAAUACUUUCUGACAUUGAGAAUGUGUUGCUGAAGGAUCCGAAUCUGAUCGGCUUCGAAAUAAUACCUGCAGUGGACAACGAGAACAAAUCACCAGUGCUCCAUGCUGAUAAUUCUCUGGGUUUAGCAUCAUGGAGUGUGAAGCCGCUAUAUCGCUAUACAUAUAAUCGACUGCUUGAAUUGCGUCAGAAUCGCAAUAAAAGGGAGGAUCCGAGUACUGUUUCCCGAUGGCUACUAGGUGCGUUGUUGUUGAACCCGGACGUAACAACAUUUUGGAAUAUGCGGCGAGAACUUGUCAGGAAUGGAAGACUCGAGUGGAAAGGUGAACUACACUUUGUUGCGGUCGUUCUAUACUACAAAGCGAAAUGCUUCGAAGCAUUCGCUUACAGGCGUUGGCUUCUCCAAUUCGCUUUUAAUAGUGCCAACACACUUCAGACGUUGGAUGUUGAAAGACUGCUGAAAAACGAAGUGGACAUUUCCUUGAUGUCCGCUGAUAGAUACGCAAACAACUAUCACGCCUGGAAUCAUCGCGAGUACAUUGUCAACACCUUCGCUAUAUAUUCUCCGUGUACGUUUGCCUCAUUUUUAGAGUCAGAAUGGCUGACUUCGGGAAAAUGGUGCAGUCUCCACAUAUCCGACUACAGUGGGUUUGCUUAUCGACAGUUUUUGAUAAAGAGGCUUCUCCAGGCUGAUGAUGAACUCACCCAUAUAACCAAGCAAGAAAUGAAAUUCAGGGAAACCAUUGCUAACUUUGUCAAACUCGAAGACGCCGCUCAUAUAUUGACUGCUCCGUGUCAUCAACUUUUAAACUAUUUGCACGCCACGCCUGGUCACCAACCUCGCCACGAUACUGACUGUCUUUCUAUCCUGACCGGUCUCUCAUAUUGGGCUGAAGAAUGUAUGUUUAACGAAGAAUUGCUCAAUCUCUAUCCAGGUCACGAGUCUUUUUGGUAUCACAGGAGGUUCCUUUCUCAUCUCUUGGUUGUCAUGAGCAAGUCAUACGAGAGAUAUUCUUAUUAUAAAACGGAACUGAUCGAUAAAAAUUUAGACCGACUUUUCGGCGGUGAAGGAGACGGGUCUGAAGCUCGAAAAUUUCAACGCAGAGCACAGAGUCCGUUAGAAUCCGCUUACCGGAAGCGGAAUUCGGACGUAAUUGCGAGAGCGAGGGAAGUCGGUGGUCACCAAAACGUCAUGGGUGAAAGAUUUGCUAGGUUUUUAACGAGCGCCGGUUUAGAAUUGUGAAUUUUUAAACUGUUUGGAUCUGUUUGAGAAAAUGAAAGGUAUUGAACUUAUUUUACUGAUGUAUGUACUAUAAUUGUAUAUUUAUAUAUUUGGUGUGUAACAGGGCUGUGUGAUGAAUCGAUUUAUUGUAAAACCAAUUUAUUAUAAUGGCCGAUUAAUGGAUGAAACACAAAAACGAUAAACUAAAGCGCGUAAAAUCCAUCGGAAAACGGUGAAUCAAUUAGUGAAAAAAAAAAAAUAAUAAUAAUAUUAACUCAAGUCCACGAUUAAUCGAUUAAUUGUACAGCCUUGGUGUGUAAGCUAUCCACGUGUAAAUAAGAUCGUAUCAGUGGGGUAGCGGGUCAGUUGUUUUCACUGUAUCUUAUACGUAUCGAUAUGUUCAACUUCCAUUAAGAGGUGUAGAGAAAUUGUCGUUUCAUCGCAUAACGUUAAUUGAUUAUCGUGUAAUAAAGGAAAUUACAAUUUUUGUUAAA
Messenger RNA from Diprion similis, 2221 nucleotides. RefSeq names its product protein prenyltransferase alpha subunit repeat-containing protein 1 (gene temp). Gene Ontology annotation, molecular function: protein prenyltransferase activity. Lineage: Eukaryota; Metazoa; Arthropoda; Insecta; Hymenoptera; Diprionidae. Gene Ontology annotation, biological process: protein prenylation. Bases 477 to 1748 code for a protein of 423 amino acids. Gene Ontology annotation, cellular component: cytoplasm. The record is from RefSeq and is a predicted model, not a curated record. The transcript is spliced from 3 exons.